UCAGCUGGAGCAGAGAGAGAGGCACGCAGAGAGAGGAGUGUGUGUGGAUGUGCUCGCCUGACUGACUGUGUGUGUGUGACAGAGAGCGGGCAGGACGCGUGGAUACUACUCUGCAGGACUGGAUGUGUUGGGCGUCACGGAGAGAGACCACACAUACAACACAAAAGAGUUGUGCGGACACAAAGUGCAGACUGAGCUGCAGACGGCAGAGCACGGAGGAGUGAGCAGACAAGACACCUGAGACCAGACCCACAGCGCUCAUGGCGAGCAAUAACACAGCCAGCAUCGCACAAGCCAGGAAGCUGGUGGAGCAGCUGAAGAUGGAGGCCAACAUUGACCGGAUAAAGGUGUCAAAAGCAGCGGCGGACUUGAUGUCGUACUGCGAAGCUCACGCCAAAGAGGACCCUCUGUUAUCGCCGGUGCCCGCGUCGGAGAACCCGUUUAGGGAGAAGAAGUUCUUCUGUGCCAUCCUGUAAACUAGGUCUGCUCCGUGUGGGACUUUUGAACGUGGACGUUCAGAAUAACGUAGAAAUCUUCUUGUAGGAGGGGGCGCGGCGAUUAUUGCCCCCGAACGGCACCUAAAGAGUUUACAUGUAACCGUUAAAGGGGUUGUGAUUGUGGUUGUUUGAGGCGUGUUGUUGCAGCAUGUUGAAGGGUCUGUGCUUUUAGAUGACACAAUGAGGAUGAGGAUGAAGACGCGUGCGGGACAACCUACCGAGUCUUCAGGUUGUGAUGUGUACAAAACUAAAAAUAGAUAAAAUGAGAAUAAAAAUAUAUUGUGGUUCUUUUUUUUCGGGACUUCCAAAUGUUUCUGUUAAAUGGUUUGUUGGUGGAGCAAAGUGAAAACACACCAACGUUAAAGUUUACCUGCCACCUAGAUAUCUUUCUAUACAUGUAGUGGAACGGCUCUGCUUUUUGUUUUUACACCAACAGGUUAGUGAAAGACUUUUCAACGGGAUGUUUGAAACAUUCCACUCUGUGAUUCUUCUUCUUUUGUCUCCCUGUAUCAACAUCUGUAUCAACAUCUGUAUCAACAUCUGUAUCAACAUCUGUAUCUACAUCUGUAUCAACAUCUGUAUCUACAUCUGUAUCAACAUCUGAUGCAGUUUGUCUCCUUCGGAUACAAAGAAUCCCUCUUUCUACUGUUUGUAUAAAAUGACUAGCAAGUAAACUGUGCUGUGCUGUGA
Cottoperca gobio is the source of this 1187-nucleotide messenger RNA. It is a transcript of the gene gng2, whose product is annotated as guanine nucleotide binding protein (G protein), gamma 2. NCBI's taxonomy places the organism in Eukaryota, Metazoa, Chordata, Actinopteri, Perciformes, Bovichtidae. The coding region runs from base 261 to 476 and encodes 71 amino acids. Gene Ontology annotation, molecular function: G-protein beta-subunit binding. The transcript has 4 exons. Gene Ontology annotation, biological process: G protein-coupled receptor signaling pathway. Gene Ontology annotation, cellular component: heterotrimeric G-protein complex. The record is from RefSeq and is a predicted model, not a curated record.